GAGCAAAAACUACCUACUUUCUUGCUCUUUAAAAAUAUAUAUAUAUAUAUUUUUAUUGAUUUUAGAGAAAGGAGAGGGGGAGAUAUAAACAUCAGUGAUGAGAGGGAAUCAAUCAUUGAUUGGCUGCCUCCUGCAUGUCCCACACUGGGGAUCAAACCCCAAACCCCAACAUGUGCCUUGAAAGGGACUCAAACCAUGACUUCCUGGUUCAUAGGUCCACACUCAACCACUGAGCCAUGCCAGCCGGACCUACUUUCUUGCUUUUAAAGACAAUUCCCAAAUGACUUCUUAGUUUAGGAAUAAUUAAGGCAAAGGAAGAAACAUGCUUUUAUAGCUGAAAAAGAAGGUGCUAGAUUUUAAAAGUAGAUUGUGGUAUAUAAUAGUUUUGUCUCUUGUGAUUGCAAGAAGCCAAGACCUACUGAGGUUAACCAUUUUUUUCCUUUCAUAGAUAAAAUAUAAGAAUUAAAAUACAUAUAAACACAAGGUAUAUAUGGUUCAGCAUUCUUCUUACCAACUGAUUAAACCUGAGAAUAAUUUUAAUUGUUGAAAUAUAUUACCUUUAAAUGUAUUCAACAUUUUGUGGUGUACUUCCCACAUGCAAAGCAUCGUGCCAGGCAUUGGAAAUAGAUACAAGCAGGACAGGUGUGGCCUCCUGACUUCAAGGAUUCUAGCAAAAGAAGUAGUUAAAUAGGCAUUUAUAAGAAAGAGUUAUGAUAGAGAAAACAUAGCAUUCGAUGAGACUGCAUAACCAAAACACCUUUAGAAGACUUUCUAGAGGUCAGUUAAGGUAAGAAGCUGGAAAAUGAGAGGAGUCAGCUAUGAAGGAGAUGAAAAGGGAAAAGUGUUAGAGGCGUCAGCUUCUGAAAGGCUGGAGGUGUAGAGAUUAUCUAUAAGAUGUUUAAUAGUUAUGCAUUUGAGAAGUUCAUGAUUAGUUAUAAAGGCAACUAAUAGACAUAGUAGCCUAAAAUAAAUACAGUGUUUAAUUUUUAUCUAGUCCAUUUAUGUAGGUUCUUGAAGACCAUCCUCAAAUAUUUCUCUGUGAAACUUCCCAAACCUACUUUAGCUAAAAGACAUCACACUGUAAAUUCAGUUCUCGUUGUCUCUGUUAUGCUAUUGACAGGUGAUCACAUUGUCAUGUCUUUUUUUUAAAAUCUAAUUUUUGAACCACUAGUCAUUUCUGAGUUUAUGUUAUCUCUUCAGGUAAUAUGGUGAGCGUCCUGAACCUUGAGCUUGUUGAACCUUGUAUAUGGUAAUAAAAAGCUCAGUAAGCAGGGGUUUGUCAAUUAGCAGAUAACGGAGUACAAAAGAAAGUCUAGUUGUAAUCUGAGUUUUCUUUCAGCUCUGAUAUUGCGUAAGUCCUCUGGAUUAAGCUUGUCUUUUCUGUCAGAUGACAGAAUCAACUCUUCCCAGUGGAGAUGGGGCUUGGAGGGAUGAUUUCACUUUUCAAACUAAGUAGUAAAGUUGGGUUUUCUUUGAGGGCCUUAGCCACUCUAACAACCCUUGAAGAGCGAAGUGUUGAAUGAGGGCUAUUGUUAUGGAAGGGAGUAUAAUGCACAGGAAACGCCCAGAAGUGAAGGAAGAUUCUUCAAUCAGUAUGUCAUCCAACACAGAUGUUUCUCUUUCUUCAUAUGAUGAAGGUCAGGGAUCUAAAUUUAUCCGAAAAGCUAAAGAGGCACCAUUUGUCCCUAUUGGAAUGGCGGGGUUUGCAGCAAUCGUUGCAUAUGGAUUAUAUAAAUUGAAGAACAGGGGAAAUACUAAAAUGUCCGUUCACCUGAUCCACAUGCGUGUGGCAGCCCAAGGUUUUGUUGUGGGAGCAAUGACUCUUGGUAUGGGCUAUUCCAUGUAUAAGGAAUUCUGGGCAAAACCUAAACCAUAGAAGAAGAGAUGCUGUCUUGGUCUUGGUGGUGUUUGCUAUAGUUAGACAUCUCAUAUUGAGGUUAUAUGUUUAUGUUGAAAAUCAUUUGAGAGGGUCAGACAAUAACACAUUAAUUUGAAUAUUGGCUUCCUUUUUUGCAGGCUUGAUUUCCCAGGUGACUAAAUUACUGGUGACUAGUUCACUAGCUAGGUCAUUCAGGGGAGUCAGGUUAGCACAUAAGAAAUGCAUUCGACGUGGUAAAAUGUCCACCUUGUUAAACUCUUCUGGUGAAAUUAGUUCUAAGCAAGAACUACAUGCCAAUCCAGCACCUCCCGGUUGCUGCACAAUCUCACGUGCUUUUGAUGUUAUGUAGGAAUCCUAUUUGCCCCAGUUACUUUGACUUUAUUCUGCCUGCCUUGUGGACUGAAUGAGGAGUUCAGUUUUUAGGGUUGAUUGGCUCUUAAAGAACCCUUUCAGAACAGUGCAUGGCAUAUAAUGUUACAAACCUCCCCACAACUGAAUGUGUGUGUUUAAACCAAACCUAACAUGCUGAUAACAGCUGCUAGAAGGUAGUAUUUAUUUUAGAGUCACACUUGUAAAUGUAAAAUAAUUAUGGACCCCAGUUUAGCUCUUUUCUAAUUGCAGAAUUAUAUUUUUGCUGCUGUUAUAUUAGAAUAAUUUUUAAAUGUCACUUUGAAAUAGAUAUAUGUAUUUUAAGUGCCAACACAAAGGUAAUGAAAGACAGUUUUAAAUAUUUGCUGUAUGUUCAUUUUCUCUGUAAGAAUCAUAAAUGUUAAACUAAACAAAUACCUAUAAUGGAAAUGAUGACUGAUUCAAGAGCAAGCUCUGGAAAGACAUUAUACAGAAACUUUGAUGUACUACAGAAGGCUUUAUUGCACUUGUGAAAUUCUAACCUGAAUUACAUUCCAUGGUGAUAACAUGGUAAAUGUAUUGUUAUUAAAGUAAGUGAACAUGUCAAA
Molecule: messenger RNA, 2835 nt
Organism: Myotis daubentonii (Daubenton's bat)
Lineage: Eukaryota; Metazoa; Chordata; Mammalia; Chiroptera; Vespertilionidae
Gene: HIGD1A
Product: HIG1 hypoxia inducible domain family member 1A
Biological process (GO): negative regulation of apoptotic process; mitochondrial respirasome assembly
Cellular component (GO): mitochondrion
Source: RefSeq, a predicted model, not a curated record